AUGACGACCACCUCCACCCUACCACCCCCCCUCUCCACAACCAGCAUACUCACCCUCCUCACCACGCUCUCCCUCCCCCCACCAACAACCAUCAUCCCCCUCCCCGUCUCCGCCGCCUUCCACACAAUCUACCUCAUCCACUACGCCCCCUCCGCCGCCGCAUCCGCCACGCCCCCAAUCCGCGCCCGCGCAGACCCCUCCGACGGGAGCAUCACCCUAGUGCUGCGCAUCUCGGGGACCCAAAUCCCCCGGAUAAAGACCCUGAACGAAGUGGGUGUAAUGACCUGGGUGCGACGGAAUACUUCCAUCCCCGUUCCCGCGGUGAUUGCCUACUCGGCGAGUCGAGACAAUCCCCUCGGGUAUGAGUUUACCUUGUUGGAGCGGGUGUCGGGCGUGUCUGUUGCGGAGGUGUAUGAGGGUCUUGAUGAGGGUAGGAAGAGGAAAUUGGUGGAGCAGGUGGCGGGGUUUGUGGCGGAGUUGCAUGGUAAGCCCUGGAAGGGGGGGUAUGUGGGUGGACUGCAGUUAGCAGCCCAGGGUAGUGAUGAUAGUGCGGAGGGGAUGGAGAUAGUGCGUGGUCCGCCUAUUGAAGAGACGUAUUGGCAGACGCAGGAUGUGGAGACAUAUUGGGCCGGAAUGGGUGAAACGCUGGAAACGCUGAAUCCGUUCAAGAGUGAUGGGUAUGCGAGUUACACGGAGUAUAAUAUUGCGUGUGUGGAGCGGUAUAUCCAUGCUAUUAGCAUCCACCCAUCACUAUCGACACAUAGGGAUUUAAUCCCUCGGUUGGAGGAGUUCAUCUCAGUUAUUGGGUUCGAUGACAAGCUGAAUGAUGUACCCUAUGUGUUGGCCCACAAAGACCUCCACUUCGCGAACAUCAUGUGCGAUCCAUCGUCUCCCGAAUGUCCUAUUACCGGCAUCCUGGACUGGGAGUUUGCAAGCGUGGUGCCGGCGCCGCGGUGGAAUCCGGUGCGGGCGUUCCUGUGGAAUUAUCGGUAUGGGGUGGAGGAUAAGGCGGAGAGGGAUCGGUUGGAAGGGGUGUUUGAGGAGGUGUGUAAGAGUCGAGGGCAGGGGUGGGUGUUGGAGGGGAUGAAGUUGAGUGAGAGGCAGGAGGGGAUGCAGAGGGUGGUGAAUCAUGUUAGGGCUAUUGUGGAGGUGGGUGUGAAGGGGGCGGGGGAGGAAAAGGAGGGGAAGGUGAGGGGGUGGAGGGAGAUGGUGGAGGAGGGAUUGAAAGUGUUUAAUGUCAGCUCAAUCCUGGAAAAUUACAAUUGA
Messenger RNA from Aspergillus costaricaensis CBS 115574, 1266 nucleotides. Its product is annotated as aminoglycoside phosphotransferase family protein. The transcript is spliced from 2 exons. Bases 1 to 1266 code for a protein of 421 amino acids. NCBI's taxonomy places the organism in Eukaryota, Fungi, Ascomycota, Eurotiomycetes, Eurotiales, Aspergillaceae. The record is from RefSeq and is a predicted model, not a curated record.